Messenger RNA from Mollisia scopiformis, 1249 nucleotides. RefSeq lists its product as uncharacterized. The transcript is spliced from 3 exons. The coding region runs from base 85 to 984 and encodes 299 amino acids. NCBI's taxonomy places the organism in Eukaryota, Fungi, Ascomycota, Leotiomycetes, Helotiales, Mollisiaceae. The record is from RefSeq and is a predicted model, not a curated record.
CUUGCGCUCUCGCAACCUCUAUUUUUCAACCUGCACGAUUACUUAAAGUUUGAAUAUGUCAACACCAUCCUUGCAACGGCAGUGAUGCAGGAGCAAGAACAGAUCCGCGGCCCACGUCAAAUCCUCCAGAAACUUAGAUCUUUCGGGAUGGCAUUCUAUGAAGACAAGCAGGCUGACACGCGUGGAUUGCGCUACCUCAUUGCAUUCUGUCAACUUAAAUCGGUCAAGCAACUCAACUUCUCGACGUCAAUCAGCAGCUUAGAGAGGAUUGCAUUCCCUUAUUUACCAAUAGGCGAUUACUCCUCUCCUCAAUGGGUCUACAGAUUCAUACGUUGUUUCCCAUAUCUCCACUCUUUAUCGUACGUCCACCACCCAGCCGUAAUGCCGUCCCGUAGACUGGAGCUUUUGGUUCGCGCGGCUGCUCAUCUCAAGAGCCACUUGAGGGAGCUUCACCUACCGCCAAGUGUGUGUUGUUUUUGUCCAUAUGGACAUAUGAGGAAAAUCGAGUCACUGGCACAUUUUGAGCAACUCAAAAUCAUCAACGUGACAGCUUUCGACCUAUGGGUACUUCUACCUCCUCGAGAGCUCGCCUCCGUGCUUCAGCCCAAUAGCAGCGUCGUUGUGCCCCUUGUUCGCCUUCUUCCGUGCUCCCUUGAAGAGCUAAUCCUACAAGAAGGCAACACAAACACCAUUCUUCAUGUAUGGGGUUUAUUGGAGGACUUGAAAGCAGAGCACUCCAGAGUACCACUUCUGAAAUACAUCCGAAUUAUCAAAAGUCAGCACCUCAUAAUAAGGGAACAUUGGAAGACAAUAUCUUAUCUCAAAGACCUAGCAUUGAAGCACAACAUCAUCCUCACGGUGGAAACUCGUCGGGAGGCUGGGUUACCUCCGUUGCCAAAAUGGUUGCCAGAAUAUGAUUGUCGAGACGAAUAUCACCUUCAACAAGUCAAUACAAUACUCCAAGAGUAUCUGGACCAAAGGUAAAUGUCUGGCUUGGUGUGUUGUGAGGUCAUCGUCGUGGCGGAGGGACUUUGAGAUCGACCAACGGCUUGUAAAGUCUCAAAUAGACGUAAUGAAUAUCAUCGUAUCAUCAAUUAGUUUGGACACUGAAUCGUGCCGAGAAGAUUGCCUAGAGUAAGUGCUAGUUACGAGAUUGACGCUCUUGGUGAUACUAAAUCAAACCACUUUCACACAGGCUUACUUAAGCGCAACUCUACCAAUGUCGUUAGUCAAGUAAAACCAAUUCGAA